CGUUGCCGCCGCCACCACUAACCCCCCUUCCGUGCGUUUGGAAGGCACGCACGCAGGCACGCCAGUUGACAUCCCGCUGCCGAAAUCGCACGUCCUUGUCGUCGAGUAGAGUUGCGUGCGCGAUCAUGUGACACGCACGAUUCCGCACGGUGGGAUCUUCCGCGACGAGGGGACCAGUCUUUUUUCUUCCAGUCGAGAGUACACGUUAUUAAAAAUAGGUGCGAAUUUAACAUUUUUGAGAUACUCGGAACUAUUCGGAUUAUUCGAAUUGGAACAUCAGUGUAAUCAUGCGACGUCAACGCUGGCGAUCGACAGUGACAGUAUUAAAAUAGUUACCGCGAUUAUUCAACAACGUGUUGCUACGAAUCUCUCUAAUGAUGAGUUCGAAAUGAUCGAAGGAAAAAUGCCGAAGUGUGAUUAGUGAUUUGAAAUAAUUUGUGGAAGUCGAGUAAUUAGAUGGGAAACUGCACGAUGAUCUUCGAUGAUCUUGAUUCAUUUACAGAGAUGUGAUUUCCAAACGAGUUCCACUCGCGAAUCUUGAACGAGAUGAACGUGGCAACUGCCACUUGUCAAUCAGUAAGUACUCAAUAUAGUGAUCUAAUAUUAACUGAAGUUUAUGACGAGAGACUUACUAAAUAAAAUAAUUGCGCUUCGCUUAUCAAUAUCAAAUUUAAAACUAGUCCGAAAAACACUUAGUUCUUUCGUCGGCUAAGAAUUCUGUUAAGCGACGAUCGUAACAAUCGGUGGGCCAAGCAGCCGUGAUAUGUUCCCCUCGUCAGCGGCGAUGCUGAAGAAUCUGCAGCAAAGUGCCAUGACCUCACCCUUCCUGAUGGAGAACCUGCUCCAGAGCAAGGCGUCGCCGGGGACGGAUCUCACCAGUCUGACCUUGAACUGGGCAGCGAGUCUGGUGGCGCGACAGCGCGAGCGAGAAUGCGAGGCGAGUCUCAGACUCGUCCGGGAUCGGUCCUCCCCCAACGAUCUCGUUCAGGAUCACCUGGAGCAGCGAUCCAACACGAUCGGCGGACGCGAUCGCAUAAUGAUCGAUUGCGGCGGCAGGGAUCAACAGAGAUCCGGUGGCGGCGGUAGAUCCAGCGAGCGGCAGCACGACCGGUUGCAGCUCCUUCAGCGCGAGAAGGACGUCUUGGAUCGAAGCCAAGGCGUAUACGUGGAUAUGGAGAACGAGAGGAUGGACGGUCCGGUGAUGGUGGAUCGGCUGUGCGCGAUGGAGAGGCUCUGCAACGAGAGGAUCGACAAUCGAUCCAAUUCCGGAGUCGAGUCCUGCAACUCGAACGUGGACGAGGACCCGAUCGCGAGCGCGGAAUUGGACGGCGGUCUUCAGCCGGCCGACAGGGACGAGAUGGUGCUGGGCGAGCGUGUCUCCGCGAUCGAGAUAGACAGACGGUACGACCUUGGAUGCAGAAACGUCAUGCACACGUCCGAUGAGAUGACGAUCGCGUCGGGGGAAAGGGAGACGGCGAUGACGGCGGCGGCGACGGCGGUCGAGCGUGCCGUCGACAGAAUAGGCGAGAGGACCACCGCCUGUUCCUGCGGCGACGAGCAGUGCUCCGGACCGGCGUGCAGGACCAUCCAAGAGAAGGAGAAGCCGCAGCUCAAGUUCAGCGUUAGCGCCAUACUCGGCGGCAAUCAUGACAGGAGGCCGCAUCCCGAUAAUUUUCAAGGACUCCCGCCGGAAGCGAUACCCGCUUUUUUGCAAAAUCUGCAAAAUUCAGCGGGUUAUAAUAUCGCCAAACCGAUCGCGAGACCGGCAGCUUAUCACCCUUAUCACAGGCCGAGUCACCAACCCCCUCAGCGACAUUUACCGCCGAACGCUCAUCAUACGCUGCAACAACUAUUCUACAGGGGUCCAUACUUGACAGUUGCUGGUUCGGGAACCGGAAGCCAUCAUCCCGGUACGCCCGGUGGAGGUGCCGUGUUUCCAGGGACCAUCCAGGGUAGCAUCGGUGAUUUUUCCGGGACUGGCCUGGUCUUUCCGUGGGCGACGAACGCGCGCGGAAAGCCACGCCGAGGGAUGAUGAGGAGAGCUGUUUUCUCGGAUCUUCAACGACGCGGACUUGAGAAAAGGUUCCAAAUACAAAAGUACAUCAGCAAGCCGGAUCGUAAGAAGCUCGCUGAGAAACUGGGCCUCAAAGACUCGCAGGUAAAGAUCUGGUUCCAAAAUCGGCGCAUGAAGUGGCGGAACAGCAAGGAGCGGGAGCUGCUGGCAACCGGAGGCUCGCGCGAGCAGACGUUACCGAAUAAGAACAACCCCAAUCCGGAUCUAAGUGACGCUGACGGGGAUCGACCGCGGAUGGACCUAAGCGAUGUGAGUCCGCUCACGAGUCCGCAGAGACCCGAGGAACAAACGGAAAAUGAGGAGGACGAGGAGAUCAAUGUCACGUGAUAAAGCUGACCGCUGGAUCCAGCAUUUCCCGUUCGCACUCUGACAACAAGUGGCGACAAUUUUCUUAAUCUGUGAACCAAAUAGAAUAUACCGGCUGGACCAAAAAAAAAAAACAGAUUUAAGCGAAAUGCAAAUUUUACGGGCUUUUGGGUCGCAGAAAUUCAUUCAUGUUUACAUUUGUUUUUCAUUGAUGAUUCGCAGAUACGAUCUAAUCAAUUUUUUUAAUGAUGCAGAUAACAAGCAUUUUCUCUCGAGAUAUUUCGAAUCGCCGCGCAUGUAAAACAAAUAUUAACCAAGUCUUAAAGAAAUGAUUGUUAAUUUUAAUCAUGCAAUCUUUCCAGCUGGCUUUUUAUUGGCGAUUAUAUAUGAAUAAUUUAACUAUUUCAGCGACUGUUAUAGAUUUAUAGCGUGAAGAGGAUAAUGUAUUACAUAUAAACACAAAUUACAUGCUCCGUCUUACUUGGACUUCUUAAUUUUUAAUAAUUUUGUUUAGCAGUCAUAGUUUCCCUUCAAGAUUUUUUUCUUUUCCGAGUUGAUUUAUGGUUUUAGUCUUUGAUAGCAUGUGUCGCCGCAAAAUUGAUUCCAAGCAAAAAGAAAACACGACGGAAUGAUGUAUUAUAUUGUAAUUAGUGCGAUGAAUGUACCUUCGAGGAGUCUUCUAUAAGUCAUUGUGUAAGGUUGUAUUAGACGUAACAUUACAAUUCUGGAAAUAUGUAUCUAAGUCCACUCAUAAUGCGGUCAUGAGACCAAAUCCAAAUGUAAUUACAUUCAUUGUGAUUCAAUAUAAUCUAUGUAAUAUACUGAAAUAAAACUGUCUAUGCUAAGC
Molecule: messenger RNA, 3227 nt
Organism: Pogonomyrmex barbatus (red harvester ant)
Lineage: Eukaryota; Metazoa; Arthropoda; Insecta; Hymenoptera; Formicidae
Gene: Dbx
Product: homeobox protein Dbx
Biological process (GO): regulation of transcription by RNA polymerase II
Molecular function (GO): DNA binding; DNA-binding transcription factor activity, RNA polymerase II-specific
Source: RefSeq, a predicted model, not a curated record